AUGGCCUAUCGUGUCCAGCUUGACGAUACUUCGUCCACAUACACGGGACCGCAUAUGCGGUCCGAGGCCUUUGAUGCAUCAAAAACGCACACUCCUGUGCAUGAAGACGUUGAUGAGGACAAUGACGACCUCGACAACUACGACGGAUGGCAAGAAGAAGCUGCGCCGACGCGCGCCCUGUUCCCUGCACACGACAAGCUCUACGCCGAUGCAGAAGAAGCGCUUGCAGAUGCCAAGAGGCAGGGCUGUGAUUUCCGCGCGUUGGUCUCCAAGCUCCACUUGGAUGCCUUGCAGGUGAUUCGGCUAGUGAAUUACAUUCGCCGCGCGAAUGUGCCCCCUACAGAGGCAGCUGCGCUUACCGGACAUGAAUCAUUUUUAAAAGAUGAUGCAGAACUGAAACCUGUGCCUGGCUACGAAGAGGACGGUCUGCUGCAAGUCGACUUUGACGACGACGAAAGCGUCGACAACGACCCGCUUGCAGAGCUUGCGACAUUGCGCGCUGCGUACCAGGAAUUGCGGUUGCAGUAUGCAGAGAGACUUGGCAUUGGUGCAGCCGAUGCACAUGGCACGGCAAAACCUCCAUCGUCUCCCGCUGGAGGCGAUGCGCACUACUUUGACAGCUACGCCGGCCACGAUAUUCACCAAACAAUGAUUUCCGAUACGGCGCGCACACUUUCCUAUGCACAGUUCAUCCUUUCGCCUGAGAAUGCUCACCUACUCCGCGGCAAAACGGUCAUGGAUGUUGGGUGUGGAUCCGGCAUUUUGAGUCUCUUCUGUGCGCGUGCUGGCGCCAAGCAAGUACUGGCGAUCGAUGCGAGCGAUGUGGUCGAACGCGCCGAGGCAAACAUUGCCGAAAAUGGGUUCACAAACGUCAUACGCGUUUUUCGCGGCAAGAUCGAGGAGCUGGAUGCGCAGCUACUUUCGUACGUGGGUCAAGUCGAUUUCCUUGUGAGCGAGUGGAUGGGCUACUUUUUGCUGUAUGAGUCUAUGUUGCCUUCUGUCUUGUAUGCGCGCGAACGAUACCUUGCCAAAGAUGGCAUCCUUGCGCCUUCGCACUGCCGCAUGCUGCUUGCAGCCGCGACCGACAGAGGAAAUGGCGCCUUGCGCGAGCGGUAUCGUUUUUGGGACAAUGUCUAUGGCUUCCGCAUGCCAACUAUGACCAAAGGCCUUGCAGAGGACGCUGCGGUGGAAGAGGUCGAGCAAGACGCGAUUGUGAGCACGGUAGCACCGAUCUGCGAGCUUCCUUUGGAGCAGCUCGCUGUGCGCCAGCCAGAAUUUGUGUCGCCAUUCGCGCUGACGUGCACGGAAACGUGCACAGUGUACGGCUUCGUUUCCUGGUUCGAUACGUGGUUUUGCCCUGCGCCACGUGUCGACCCUGCCGACCUGCCGUCAUGCCGCGUAGAUCCGAUCGAGCAAAGCGAGGUGCAUGGACUUGACUUGCACGGCAACCAAGUCACGAAUGCCCCUGCGCAAGGCAAGGGACAAACCGUCUCCUUUACCACUUCGCCCUUCGGGAAGCAAACACACUGGAAGCAAACCGUGUUCCUGCUCAAGAUGCCGGUCGAGGCCAUCGAAGGAACGCGCAUUACUGGCGAAAUUCGUGUGCACACGUCGGCAAACAAUGAGCGCGAGCUUGACGUGGAGAUUCACUAUGAUGUCGACGAGCGUCCAAGGCCUGGUGAGAAACGAGUGCAAUCGCGACUCGUACAGCUGUACUCUGUGCGUUGA
Molecule: messenger RNA, 1728 nt
Organism: Malassezia vespertilionis
Lineage: Eukaryota; Fungi; Basidiomycota; Malasseziomycetes; Malasseziales; Malasseziaceae
Product: type I protein arginine methyltransferase
Exons: 2
Coding region: 1-1728 (575 amino acids)
Biological process (GO): peptidyl-arginine methylation
Cellular component (GO): nucleus
Molecular function (GO): protein-arginine N-methyltransferase activity
Source: RefSeq, a predicted model, not a curated record